Molecule: messenger RNA, 1073 nt
Organism: Brassicogethes aeneus
Lineage: Eukaryota; Metazoa; Arthropoda; Insecta; Coleoptera; Nitidulidae
Source: the annotation of a GenBank genome assembly
UUUGCGAAUACAAAAAACAGCCAUUGAACGUUAAGAUGAAAAGAACGUACCAGUCCGGUGCUGAAAAACGAAAACGGAUUAGAGAAAUAGAGAAAUGUGCAGUACAUCAAAAAAAAUAUCUAGCUAAAUUUCUAGCAACUCGAUCUGAAAAUCAAAAUAUGGGAUGCAGCUCUUCUAGUACACCAAGUGAUUAUGUAGACAGUGACAAGGGAAGUACCAAUACUGAAGAUUGUGCACUUCAAGAAAAGCUUAAUAAUCAGGAAUGCGAAGAAACAGUUACACAAAAUACGGGAUGCAUCUAUUCUAGAAAACCAACUGAUAGUGUAGACACUAACAAGGGAACUACCAAUACCGAAAAUUGUGAAUUUCAAGAAAAGCAUAAUAACCAGGAAUGCGAGGAAACAGUUAAACAAACUAAAUUCAGUAAGGGGUCAAAAGAACAAAGUAAGUUUUCACAUGAUAUAGCAUUAUGGCCACAGUAUUUAACAGAUAAAAUGGUAGAAUAUUAUUUGAUAAACACACAUUUCCAAGCCAUAAUAACUAAAAAAAAAGGGUUAUCAGUUUCUGGACGUAUAGACACACUUGAUAUAAAAGAAAGGUUUUUUGGAUUCAUUCCAAUUGAGAGGCAUGAUGCAGCAUAUUUAGAGAAAGUUGUAUUGGAAUCAUUGCAAAAUCUGGGUUUUGAUAUAAAAAACUGCAGAGGCCAAACUUACGAUAAUGCCGCGAACAUGUCUGGUCAAUACAACGGAUUACAAGCAAAAUUGAAGGAACAUGUUGAAACAGCUACCUAUAUACCAUGUGCUAGUCAUACUUUAAAUUUAAUUGAAAAUUCGGCUGCCGAAUCAUGUUCAGGGGCAUUGCAUUACUUUAACUUUAUUCAAAAUAUAUAUGUGUAUUUUUCUUCAUCCACACGAAAAUGAAAUAUUUUGAAGAAUAAUUUACUGGAUUCUUCUAAAAAGAGCAACGUAAAGAGAGUAAGCGACACAAGGAGAUUAAAUUAUAAGAACAUAAAGGAAUCAUUAAUUGAAAUUAGUAUGAGCGAAACGGAAAAACCCAAGUAAAUUGAAGGCAAA